Physella acuta is the source of this 3656-nucleotide messenger RNA. Its product is annotated as fibrillin-1. Gene Ontology annotation, molecular function: calcium ion binding. The record is from RefSeq and is a predicted model, not a curated record. NCBI's taxonomy places the organism in Eukaryota, Metazoa, Mollusca, Gastropoda, Physidae.
GAUUGUAUCAACACAAUGGGAAGCUACAACUGUACCUGCAGGGAUGGCUACAUUACCAGCUCAAGCGACCCCACUAAAUGUGAUGAGGUUAACGAGUGCAUUGGUGCUACAAACCCAUGUCAACAACUCUGUAUGAAUACGGAUGGUGGAUACACUUGUUAUUGUAGAGGUGGAUAUGUAUCCAGUCCUAGUGACCCAACCAAGUGUGUAGAUGUCAAUGAAUGCAGCAACACACAGAACCCUCCCUGUCAACAGACGUGCACCAACACAGUGGGUGGAUACUGGUGCUCCUGUACACCUGGCUUCAGAGUUGACCCUUCAGACUCCACUAAAUGUAUUGAUAUAAAUGAAUGCAGCUUUACACCCAGCCCCUGUCAACAAACCUGCACCAAUACAGCUGGUGGUUACGUCUGCUCCUGUUCUGCUGGCUACACAGUCAGCGACACAGAUUCCUCUAAAUGUCAAGACAUCAAUGAAUGUACAGCAAGCAGUGGCUCCCCCUGCCAGCAGAAGUGUACAAACACCAAUGGAAGUUUCACCUGCUCGUGUAAUGCUGGCUACAUGGUCAGUACAACUGACCCAAGCAAAUGUCAAGACAUAAAUGAAUGCGCUGAUUCAUCCAACUCCCCAUGUCAACAAGUUUGUACCAACACAAAUGGCAGCUUCUCAUGUUCCUGUAAUGCUGGCUUUAGGCCUAGUCCCAUAGACCCAACUCAGUGCCAAGACAUCAAUGAAUGUACCAGUUCAAGCAGUCCAGUUUGUGAACAAACAUGUACUAACACAGCAGGCAGCUUUACAUGUUCCUGUAGAACUGGGUACACCAUCAGCACCACAGAUCCCACCAAAUGUGUUGACAUCAAUGAAUGCACCAGUUCAAGCAGUCCAGUUUGUGAACAAACAUGUACCAACACAGCAGGCAGCUUUACAUGUUCCUGUAGGGCUGGGUACACCAUCAGCACCACAGAUCCCACCAAAUGUGUUGACAUUAAUGAAUGUACCAGUUCUAGCAGUCCAGUUUGUGAACAAACAUGUACCAACACAGCAGGCAGCUUUACAUGUUCCUGUAGGGCUGGAUACACCAUCAGCACUACAGAUCCCACCAAAUGUGUUGACAUCAAUGAAUGCACCAGUUCUCAAAGUCCCGUGUGUGAACAUGUCUGCAUUAACACAGUGGGCAGCUUUGAAUGUUUGUGUAGGACUGGAUACACCACCAGCAGUACAGAUCACACCAAAUGUGUUGACAUCAAUGAAUGUACCAACUCUUCCUUCCCUGUGUGUGAGCAAAACUGUACCAACACCCUGGGUGGCUUCAAAUGUUCCUGCAUGCCUGGGUACACCAUCAAGAAGAAAGACCACUCCAAAUGUGUUGAUAUUGAUGAAUGCACCACCUCUCUCAAGCAUGUAUGUGAACAAAAUUGCACCAACACAGUGGGCAGCUUUAAAUGUUCCUGUAGAGCUGGGUUUACCAUCAGCAGCAAAGACCCCACCAAAUGCGUUGCUGAAACAAGGAGCUGUGAAGAGAGUACCUAUGGAUGUUGCUAUGAUGGCAAGUCUUUUGCAACUGGUCCUAACAGACUUGGGUGUGGUGAUUGCAGUUCUUUCCCUUGCCAACAAAUCUGCAGGAACACAGGCAAAGGCUACAUCUGCUCAUGUAGUCCAGGCUUUGUUGUCAGUGCUACUAACUCUUCAGCUUGUCAAGAUAUUGAUGAAUGUACCAGUUCUAGCCGCUAUGUAUGUGAUCAAAUUUGCACCAACACUGUAGGGAGUUUUACAUGUUCCUGUAGGGCUGGAUACACCACUGAUAGGAAUGAUGCCUCCAAAUGUGUUGACAUCAAUGAAUGUACCAGUUCUAGCAAGCCUGUAUGUGAUCAAAUUUGCACCAACACUGUUGGAAGUUUUACUUGUUCCUGUAGGGCUGGAUACACUGUCAGCAGUAAAGAUCCUACCAAAUGUGUUGACAUUAAUGAAUGUAGUAGCAAAAGUUCUGUGUGUGAGCAAAUAUGUACCAACACAGCAGGCAGCUAUAUGUGCUCCUGUAAGGCUGGAUACACCACAAACAGGAAGGACUCCACCAAAUGUGUUGACAUCAAUGAAUGUACCAGUUCUAUAAGUCAUGUGUGUGACCAAAUAUGUACCAAUACACCUGGCAGCUUCACAUGUUCCUGUAGGGCUGGAUACACCAAAAAUAGUACAAACCCCACUAAAUGUGAUGACAUCAAUGAAUGUAAUAGUUCUAAAAGUCCUGUUUGUGAGCAGAAUUGUACUAACACAGUGGGCAGCUUUAAAUGUUCCUGUAGGGCAGGGUACACUGUCAACAGCAAAGACCCCACCAAAUGUGUUGACAUUAACGAAUGCAUCAGUCCUGGUAAUUGUGUAUGUGAGCAGAACUGUACAAAUACAAUUGGCAGCUUUAAAUGUUCCUGCAUGCCUGGGUACAUCGUCAACACUAAAGCUCCCACUAAAUGUGUUGACAUCAAUGAAUGUACCAGUUCUAAAACUCCUGUCUGUGAACAGAAUUGUACCAACUCAGUGGGCAGUUUUAAAUGUUCCUGUUGGAAUGGGUACACAACCAAUCAAAAAAUCCCUUCCAAAUGUGUUGACAUCGAUGAAUGUACCAGUUCUAAAAGCCCAGUUUGUCAACAAACAUGCACCAACACAGUGGGCAGCUUUAAAUGUUCCUGUAGGGCUGGGUACACUACAAACACUACAGAUCCCUCCAAAUGUGUUGAUAUCAAUGAAUGUACCAAUUCUGUCCAUCAUGUAUGUCAACAUGAUUGCAAUAAUACAAUUGGAAGCUUUAAAUGUUCCUGUAGACAAGGAUUCACAAUUAGUGACACAGAUCCCACCAAAUGUGUUGAAACCAAUGAAUGUGCAUCAAGUCCUUGUGCUCACAACUGUACAGACACGUUUGGAGGUUUUGUUUGUUCCUGCGCUGAAGGAUUUGUUGUCAACUCUAAAGAUGUGACUAAGUGUGACAAAAUUGUGCCAUGUAAGACUCUGGCGGAUAUCAUCUUUGCUAUGGAUGCUUCAGGCAGUAUUGGACUAGACAACUACAACAUACAGCUGGAGUAUGCGUCACGUCUUGUUUCACAGUUCAACAUCAGCAAAGAUGCGGCUCAGUUUGGUGCAGUUGUCUUUAGCACUGAUGUACAGGAGUUGUUUGAUUUGAACAAGUACAACAAUCUCAAGUCUAUUCAGAAAGCACUUCUAGCUGCCCCUUACCCUGCCAGCACCACUAUGCUGAACCUGGCCCUUGAGCACAUUGAAGAGGAUAAAAUGUUCGAUGUUAAAUCUGGUGGUAGGCCUGACUCUGCCAAGUCAGUCCUCAUACUAACGGAUGGCAAAUCCACAGAUCCAGUCAAAACUGAAAGCGCAGUGAAAGUCCUGAAAGACCAAGGCAUUCAUAUAAUUUGUGUUGGUAUUGGGGAAGAAGUUUCUGUGAGUGAGUUGAAGAAGAUAGCCAGUACUCCUGAAGAUGUCUACCAGACGGACAGCUUUGAGAGCUUAAGCUAUGUCCAACAAAAGUUGGCCAAGAGCCUUUGUUAAACUUUUCACCUAGCUCUCGCCUGAGGUUAUGAUGAAGGACUAUGUUCUGAAUUUUAUGUGAUGAAUUUCUUCUUUUGUGUCUAUUAAUGAAAUUAUUAAAAAGUAGGCUG